This is a messenger RNA of Plenodomus lingam JN3, 282 nucleotides long. NCBI's taxonomy places the organism in Eukaryota, Fungi, Ascomycota, Dothideomycetes, Pleosporales, Leptosphaeriaceae. The record is from RefSeq and is a predicted model, not a curated record.
AUGCCGAGUUUGCUCCGGAAAUUUUGGGAAUCUCGUGAACAUAAAGGGUUGCCGGUAGCCGUUGACGAUAUUGUUGGUGGUAUUGGGACGAAUGUCAUCAGUUUGCUGCCAUGUGUGGUCAUUGGUGCUGAAAGACUCGAUCGCCGGUCUAUCUAUGAUUUCAGGAAUUUUUUCCGGGCGCGUAUUCAGAUUGACUUUAGACAUUAUAAGAAAUACUGUGUUGAUUCCGGCGUUUCAAUGCGCAGUAACCAGUGUAGGCUGGGCAAUGUUGCAGCUUUGUGA